AUGUCUGCCAUCAUCAUCCAGGCAUCAGCGUACCCCUCAGAGAGGACGCCUCUAAUAUCAUCCGACUCUCGGUCAGCAAUCGCCCCUCCCAGCCCCGCCAACGAUGCCUCAUCCAAGGCGCCACCUUUGAAAGACUCCAUAUCUUUCAUGAGGUUUGUCACCGUACUGAUAGGUAUAUGGUCGGCCAACUUGGUUUUUGCUUUCCAAAGUACCGCGAUUCCUACGUUGGCGCCCGAGAUCGGCAGCUGGUUUGAGCACGCAGAGUUGGCCUCUUAUCUCGGGAGCAUGUUUACUUUGGCAAACACUGCUGUCAUACCAAUAUAUGGCGUCCUCAUGGAAGCUUUGGGAAGGAAAACGGCGAUCGUUAUCGCAUGCGUUUUGUUUGGCUCUGGAACGAUAUUAUGCGCGCUCGCAGGCAACAUGUACACUCUGAUAGGAGCUCGAGUAUUUGCAGGGCUGGGAGGUGGGGGCCUCUUGACGGUCUCUAGCGUCAUCGUCACCGACCUGGUUCCUCUGCGAGACCGGGGAUUCUACCAAGGCCUUAUGAUGACUGUCUUUGGAAGCGGUUCUAUGUUGGGAGGGCCAGUGGCGGGAUGGUUGACGGACAAGGUCGGCUGGGAAUGGGCGUUCUGGGUUCAGCUACCCGUCACAGUCUUUUGCUGCAUCAUAGUCGUAACAUUCCUUCCAUCGCCUGCUAUUCCACCCACCCACACCUCCCUCCUAUCCGGUCUUGCAUCUUUGGAUUGGCUCGGCACCAUCCUCCUCGUCACCUCCAUAUCAGCACUGAUACUUGGCUUCUCCUUUCACACCUCAUAUCUGGAGCCACUCACGUCACCCGUGGUGUGGGGGCUACUCUUGGUUGCGAUUAUAAGCGCGAUCGCGUUCUUGCUUGUGGAGAUGAAGGUUGAGAGACCAGUGCUACCACUCCGGCUUUUCAAGUCGAACCAUCUGGCUGCGGUCAUGCUGAGUGGGUUCUUCUUGUCGAUUGCCAACCAGUCUUUUACGUAUCAAAUCCCCGUCUACUUUCUAGUGAUACUCGGCACCACCACUGCCAAAGCCGGACUCAUUAUUUCGCUCUGCAGCGGUCUAGGUCUUGCCACAGGAUCCCUACUUGCCGGACAAUAUAUCAGAAGUGGAUAUCCCUACAGAUGGCUAGGUCCCAUUGCCCUUGUCCCAGCCGUGACAAGUGCUCUGAUAGCUGCAAGCUGGACGGUCCAAUGGCCAUGGUGGGGAUACUAUGCGACGGUCUUUCCGUCCGUGUUGGGUUAUUCGACCUUUCUUUGCGUUCAGCUGGGCAAGUCUUCCCCGAAAGCCACCGCUCUCUUGUACGCCACGCGAAGUCUGGGUGCCACGCUCGGUGUGAGCAUUGGAGGCUCCAUUCAGCUCGGUGCCCUAGGGACUCAGCUGCGCGCCCAGUUUAAAGGGGUUGAUCAUCAGGAGCAGAUCAUAGACGCCAUCCUUCAUUCAAAAUCUGCCAUCUCUCUCUUGCCCCCCUCCCUACAGCCCCUCGCCCUUGCUGCAUACUCCAGCUCCCUGUCAACCGUCUGGCUCGUAAGCUCCGCGGUAGCCGUCCUCACUCUGCUAUGUUCGUUCUUCAUACAGGUUCAUCAUGUCGACGAGGAGGAGAACAAAGUAUCCCAAGGGACCGGAGGAGGUCUGAACGAAGGUCCGCCUUUUGGACAGGCGUUGGGAGAGGCUAGCUCGCAAGGUGAGAGGCAUUAG
Messenger RNA from Cryptococcus amylolentus CBS 6039, 1722 nucleotides. RefSeq lists its product as hypothetical. The record is from RefSeq and is a predicted model, not a curated record. Gene Ontology annotation, molecular function: basic amino acid transmembrane transporter activity. The transcript is spliced from 10 exons. Gene Ontology annotation, cellular component: fungal-type vacuole membrane. Bases 1 to 1722 code for a protein of 573 amino acids. NCBI's taxonomy places the organism in Eukaryota, Fungi, Basidiomycota, Tremellomycetes, Tremellales, Cryptococcaceae. Gene Ontology annotation, biological process: transmembrane transport; basic amino acid transport.